CAUCUCUCGAUUCUCCCUGUCAUCUUCGUCAGGCGCCUCUAUUUAUACCUGAUUACCCCCCGCCAUCUUGAUUUAAAGUCCAGUCACGCUUGGCGCGCAUCCACACUCCCACCAACGAGGGUCACCUGGACCCUGAGAAGGUGACGGUGUGACAACCAACGAUCCAUCAAAGUUCUAGGACGAAGCACGGGCGUCGCGAUAUACAAUACUCGGACCAGAUCGUCCCUGUGUCCCAGUCUCUGUUUCACUUGCUGCUGAUCUUUUAUCUUCCCUUAAUCUACGGAGCAGGCGCCUUGCUUAACCCGUCGCUCUUGGAGCUUGCCUAGCACUCCACUCGCUGUUCCUUCAACUUCAUUUCCACCACAGUUCCAUUCCAUCAUGGCGGGACAAGAAGCAGAAGGCUCCGAGCCGCCCUCGCCACGGACUACGCGACGACGGAAUCCUUUGCAGCGGAACGCUUCGACAGGCGAACUAGAUGAGCGAACCCCCUUGCUCACAGCGUCAAGGUCGCGCAUUCGUAUCAGUCAGCAAAGCUCGACUCGUCAGCAAAAAGGAUCCCUAUCGCGGGACCACAGCUACAUGGGUGCCUAUCAUGGCUCUCGAAAUCAUAGCCGACAUCCCUCGUGGAGCUCGAGACUGGUUAACGCCCUGUCCGACCGCCAUGAAUCCUCUAUGGCCGAGUCGAAAGGCACCAUUUUCCCCGAUGAACGUAUGUGGUACGAUCAAUUCACCAGUACCGACUGGGUGCACGACGCAAUCGCCGAUUCCUACAGGGUCAAGGAGCUACGGAGUCGUAAGGACUUUUGGGGCAGGGUUCGCAUUAUCUUUGAUGGCGCCCAGGGCUGGAUUCUUAGUGCUCUUUGUGGCUUUCUCGUUGCAUUGAUGGCAUACACAGUUGAUGUUGCUGAAUCUACUGUCUUUGAUUUCAAGGAAGGCUACUGCAGUAAAGCUUGGUAUCUCAGCAGAAAGAGAUGCUGCGCCGAAGAAGUCUGUGAGGACUGGGUAAGGUGGGCACAUGCUGUAAACAGCCCUUCUGGAGACAUCUGGAGAAGCUUCGCGAUCUAUAUGGCCUUUGUUCUCGCUCUUUCUCUCAUUGCCUGUUGGAUAGCACUAUGGACAAAAACAGUUGUCCCAUCUGCGUAUCAACUGACGACACUAGACGAGAACCUAGCUGUUGAUGAACCCGCCCAGACAUACGAUGACUCGAACCCUAGUGAAUCGUCGACACCUCAACCGCAACCCGAUCCAAAACCAGAAAACCCACCUAUGGUUUACUAUUCUGCAGCUGGCAGCGGAGUUGCCGAGGUUCGUGUUAUACUGAGUGGCUUCGUUCUGCACGGUUUCCUGGGUGCCAGGACCUUGAUUAUCAAGAUGGUAGCACUAAUCCUAAGUGUCGCCUCUGGCAUGAGUCUCGGAAAAGAGGGCCCGUACGUUCACAUGGCUGCCUGCGUUGGCAAUAUCUUGUGUCGAAUAUUUUCCAAGUAUGAUCGAAACGACGGAAAGCGAAGAGAGGUUAUUUCGGCAGCCGCAGCCGCAGGAGUCGCCGUUGCAUUUGGUGCGCCGCUAGGCGGAGUAUUGUUCGGCCUCGAAGAAGUUUCAUACUUUUUCCCUGCCAAAACGCUGUUUCGAACCUUCUUCUGCUGUAUCGUCGCCGCACUGUCUCUCAAAUUCCUCAACCCCUACGGUACACACAAGAUCGUUCUCUUUGAAGUGAGAUAUCUGGCCGACUGGGAGUAUUUCGAGCUUGGAAGCUUCAUAUUUGUGGGCGUCAUCGGCGGUGCACUGGGAGCGCUGUUCAUCAAAGCCUCAAAAUACUGGGCUCAAUCCUUCAGAAGGAUUAAGCUGAUUAAAAAGCACCCUUUGCUGGAGGUACUCCUUGUAGCACUGGUAACAGGAUUGAUGAGCUAUUGGAAUGCUUUGACAAAGCUUCCUGUUGCUGAGCUGCUUCUGAAUCUCGCAUCACCGUGCGAGGGUUCUAGUAUUGACUGGGAAGAACGAGCAUUGUGCCCUGGGGCUAUCGAUGAGAUCCCCCCUAUUCUUUUUGAAUUGUUUGUUGCCCUCUUGAUCAAGGGCUUCCUCACCGUUAUCACUUUUGGCAUUAAAGUUCCGGCUGGAAUCUAUGUACCGUCUAUGGUUGUUGGAGGCCUGAUGGGCCGAAUAGUCGGCCAUAUGGUGCAGUGGGCUGUGCUACGUGUUCCGGAUUGGGCUAUCUGGGGAGACUGUGCAUUCAGCAGAGACGGCUCGUGCAUCCAACCUGGUGUGUAUGGUCUCAUCGCAGCCGGUGCCACCAUGUGUGGUGUGACGAGAUUGUCUGUCACGCUCGCAGUUAUCUUGUUCGAGCUCACGGGUAGCCUUGAUUAUGUCUUGCCCUUCUCUCUCGCGAUCCUCGUGUCUAAAUGGACAGCUGAUGCUAUUGAGCCCAACAGCAUCUAUGAUCUCCUCACCAGCAUGAAUUCAUAUCCAUUCUUGGACAAUAAGCAUAAGCCUAUCUUUACGGAAGACCUAGCUGACAUUGUGCCACGGAUUCGAAAAGAACGAAUUAUUGACAUUACGAACUCACCGGUUGUACCUGCUACCAGCUUGAGGAUUAAACUCGAGCUUCUGCACAAGGCUGGCGAACUCGAUGGAGGAUUGCCAAUUGUGCGACAUGGCAUUUUGGUUGGGCUGAUUCCUGCACCUGAUCUUGGAUAUGCUCUCGAUCAGUUAGAGGACGAAGCAACGAAUCUUUGCCUCAUGGACCACGUUCCUAGCAUUGACGAAGAUGAGGGAGAACACGACCCCACAGAUUUUACACCUUAUAUAGAUCCUGCACCCGUUGCGCUGGAUAUCAGAUCACCAAUGGACUUGGUGUACGAGCUUUUCUCGAAGCUCGGACUCAGAUACAUCUGUGUGCUGAAAGACGGCAAAUAUGCUGGAAUGACUCACAAGAAGACUUUUGUCAGAUAUAUGCGGGAGCAUGAGAAAGACAUUUAGCUUGCAAGCGAAUCAGGAGUUUUGGGCAUUGUGGGCGUUGUUUCUAUGAUACAGGCAUGGCAUUGGCAUUGCAUUUCUGGCAGCGAGUACUUUUGGGCAUCGGAAUCGGACGCAUAACAUGAUUUGUUAACACAGUUGAUAAGGAUGGAAGAGCCAGGUUUCCUCUGAAUUAUAGAUUGGCAUUGUGACAGCAUGGAACUUUAUGGCCACGCGCAGAAUCGAGGCAACUUGAAUUGACUGGAGAGAUAGGCCAAUA
Fusarium redolens is the source of this 3229-nucleotide messenger RNA. RefSeq names its product chloride channel. The record is from RefSeq and is a predicted model, not a curated record. Gene Ontology annotation, molecular function: voltage-gated chloride channel activity. Gene Ontology annotation, cellular component: membrane; early endosome; Golgi apparatus. The coding region runs from base 379 to 2973 and encodes 864 amino acids. The transcript is spliced from 7 exons. Gene Ontology annotation, biological process: transmembrane transport; chloride transport. NCBI's taxonomy places the organism in Eukaryota, Fungi, Ascomycota, Sordariomycetes, Hypocreales, Nectriaceae.